Messenger RNA from Etheostoma cragini (Arkansas darter), 1949 nucleotides. Its product is annotated as zinc finger protein 32-like. The coding region runs from base 498 to 1907 and encodes 469 amino acids. The transcript is spliced from 4 exons. Lineage: Eukaryota; Metazoa; Chordata; Actinopteri; Perciformes; Percidae. Gene Ontology annotation, biological process: regulation of transcription by RNA polymerase II. The record is from RefSeq and is a predicted model, not a curated record. Gene Ontology annotation, molecular function: DNA-binding transcription factor activity; RNA polymerase II cis-regulatory region sequence-specific DNA binding.
CUCCUCACUUUCAGCUUUACGUGGUUGAUCAGCGACUACCGAAGUGGACCACAAGAGUCCAUAUUCAUUGAUGGACUUGUUGAAGCGGACUAUGCACAUUUGGGGACAUUUGACCUCAGACUCAUCUCCUUUAGCAAAGAAUGCUAAACGAAGUUAGCUUAGCCUGCUAGCUGGAAAUAGACGGAGACUGAACUCGAUUACACAGAGCUAGCUAGCUAGCUAGCCGGAGAGACUAUUCAGCUGUGAUCAAACUGUAUUUUUCAUGGACCCACAACGUGCAGACAACCCCGUCUGGACGGACUCUGGGCUGCCCCCCUUGGUUUGAAAACGUCUGAAUUAUCUCCAGUUGUCCUACGAAGCUAGUGAAGUUAGCCUGCUAGCUCCAGGAAAUAGACGGACCCGAACAACAACAACAACAACACAGCGUACGUCAGAGUGAGCGAACCGGUUUUUAACGGCUUGUGUCUCGAGGAAAAGUUUCUGUGAUUUUAGGCGAAAUGUCUAAAGUCCAAAUGCUGAGAGCUCUUGUCCACCAGCGACUAACUGCGGCUGCUGAGGAGAUAUUUGGGCUUUUUGAAAGAACGAUAGCAGAGUACGAGGAGGAACUCGAGUUCCGUUCAAAAGAAAACCACCGUCAGCUGAGACUAACGGACGCCGCUGGUUGCGAGCCUAAAGUCCGGCUGCACAAAGCAGCAUCAAGUGGCCUAUGCUCCCCAACGCGUGGUCCGCUGCCCGUUCUGCCGUCUAACGUCUGUCCGUCCCGCGUCCCUCCACCCGCUCUCUCCACCAACGCGUGGUCCGCCGGGCCGUACCAACCUCGGAUGUCCGUCACGCCACCAAUGCUGUCCCAAUAUGGCGCUUCCUCCUCCUCUUCCUCCUCCUCGGGUCUCUCCGUCUUGCCAUCGCGAGACAACGACAAACACAUGGGACCAAACACGCAUCACUCGUACAAAGACGUCCAGCAGCUGUUGGUGGUUGAAGAAGAUGUUUCUCCUGAGCAGCAGGAGUGGACCUCCAGUCUGGACCAGGAGGACCCUGAGCCCCCCCCACACAUUAAAGAGGAGCAGGAGGAACUCUGGACCAGUCAGGAGGGAGAGCAGCUUCAAGGGCUGGAGGAGACAGAUAUCCUUUUCCCGUUCACUUCUGUUCCUGUGAAGAGUGAAGAAGACGAUGAAGAGAAAGCUCAGUCCUCACAGCUCUAUGAAGGCCAAACUGAGGAGAACAGAGCGGCAGAGAGAUCGGGAGCUGGGGGAGAGGACUGUGGAGGACCAGAACCAGCCAGGAACACAAAUCCAGAUAGUCCUUUACAACCUGCUACCUAUGACAAGACCUCCGACUCUCAAUCUGAGACUAAUGACAGUGAGGAUUGGGGGAACACUAGAGAACCUCAGUCAGGUCUAAACUCUCUGCAAAACAAUGAAGAACCUGUACGAUAUGUUGGAUGUAACACUGGAAAAACAUCCGUUAGCUCCUCAGAAAGUGCUGAAAGCAUCGGCCACGAGGAACAUCUGCAGAAACACUCAGGAGUCCAAACAGGAGUGAAACCAUUUGGUUGCUCAGUUUGUGGUAAAAGGUACCCUCUAAAGAACUCCUUAAAGAACCACAUGAGAAUCCAUUCAGAAGGGAAGGUUUUCACCUGCUCCGUGUGUCAAACAAGUUUCUGUGAGACCGGCAGUUUGGUCAGUCACAUGAGAAUCCACACUGGGGAGAAACCCUUUAGUUGUUCAGUUUGUGGUAAAAGAUUUGCACAAAAGGGAAAUCUGAAACAACACUUGACUGUCCACACAGGGGAGAAGUCCUUUAGUUGUUGUGUUUGUGGUAAAAGAUUUGCACGGCACAGCACUCUGAGACGCCACUUGACUGUCCACACAGGAGGAAAAACACUGAGUACCUUUACAUGCACGUAACACUUUGUUUGUUUCCUUAUUCCAAAGAAGACAAUAUUCUGA